GAAGUUCUUCCUGUAACUAGUACAGGACAUAAGGAACGAUCAGAUUUCACAGUUCAAGAGCACCAAUCUCAUGAGAUGUUCAUGGGAAGGCUCCAAAAGCCAGAUGAGUUAGAACUUCUGUGGAGCAGAAGCACUGAGAAGUUGGAGCAAAAGCGCACUCUUCAGGAGCCAGCUGAAGAAGGACCAGGUGUGGAGAAAUGCACAACACCAGAAAAGGUGGCACCUCCUGAGGCUGGAAAGAUGGAGGACCUGACCCUAGAGAAAAAGCUAAAUUCAGUGUUCUAUAAUAAUGAGACAAUGCAGAAAGCAGAUGAAGGUUUAAAUGCAGCUGAACAUCUGACCAAGGUCACUACUGAUGAAGUACAACUUAAAGUAGCAGUGUCUGGAGGACUCAAUUGGAAACGAUGCAAUCUUCCCGCAGAUAACAUGGUUAUGGAGGCUAAAGAUGUGAUGGUGGAUGAACAUGCAACUGGAUGUAAUUUUAAUAAUGUAAGAAAAAUAAAAGAUAAUGGACUCUCACAGCAAGAGGAACAAGUCCCCAUUUCUUUGAACUCCAAGAUUAACACUAUUCAGCAUGAAAUAUUACAUUUAGCAGAGGAACAGCCUGAUAUGUCCUGUAGUGGAGAGGUUAAACAUAUUCCAGUAUUUGACCAGAAUAUGAUAGCAGUCAUUGACGAUACAAAAAUUAAAGAGGAAAGACAAAAACAAAUGUCAUCUAAUGAUGAGGCUGAAACAAAAAAGGCAAAGGAGUCUGAUGUCCAGCAGCCUUUAACUGCUGAUCAUGAUAAAGGAAAAAAUGCUACAGAGAAUAAAAUAGAGAUCAGAGAAUCCUUGUGUGGUGAGGUUAGAAAAGACCCAGUUACACUACAGGUAACCUUACGUGAAGCAAGGAAUGGCUGCCAAGAAAGUCAGAAAUCAACCAAAUCCUUUGAAAACAUGGUAGCCUUUGAGAGGGAGAAUGAAAAUGUCUCAGAGACACAACAGCAGAUUACAGUAAUUAAAGUAGAUGAAGUAGCACUGCAGGGGGGGAUGGCUCAGAAAGAACAUGCUAAGACCCCAGCUGAGCACCAAUGGAGCAGCAUCUGUCCUGCUGCUGUAACAGAAGGUCUGAGUCAUGAACAACCACAACAGGCAUUUGAAGAGCUGAGUGAAAUGAAGUGGAAAACACCAUCCACCAGGAGCAGAACACAACAGAAAGAAGGAGAGAAAGAUGAUGUUGAAAGGGCAGAGAAAGAACAAGAUAAAGAUGGAAGCAAUGGAGCAGAUGAGGAAAGGGAAAAGAGUGUAAGGAUGCAGGAGUGGAUAGGAGCAGUGUUAUGGACCGAGGAAGGAGACCCACUAGAGGAGAUCAGUGAGGAGGGAGUGUGUAAGAAGACACAACAGCCAGGGAGUGUCACGAAAGAUGAGCCCCAGCUUGUGGUGGGCAGGAGAAGCAAUGUGGUACAUCCAGCACAGCUGAAGCAUGUGCCUAAGGAUAAGCACAGGGUGGUAAGGGGAGAAGGCACUAAAAAAGAACAGCCAAGUCCAGCCAUCGAAAGGGUGCCAAGAUGGGAACACUUCGGAGAGAGUGAGAGUAUAGAACACUCUGAGACUGUCACAGAGGACGAGCCAAAGAAGAAAUGUAGAGAAGAAGGGCGUAAGGUGACAAUACCUACAUGGCUUAUUGCCAGCGAGACCUCAGAGACAGAGAGUCUGUCGCCAGCCUGGUCCACUACCAGCCGCUUCAGAAAUGUAAGGAUGGAGUGUGAAGGUCAGAGCAGCAUCAGGGUCAAAGGUCAAGAGGUCACGGUGGGGAACGGCAUUCCAGGACUUGAGGUGCCACCCCCAACUGUGAUGCAAGAGUGGUGGGACACGAAACUCCCCAACAUUAGUCCAACUGAGCAGAUGCAGGAGAACGUUUGCUCUGAUCCAUCCAACUGGGAGAUCUGUCUCUAUGUAAAGGCAGGAAGUGAUGGGGAAAGCAUUGGCAAUUGUCCUUUCUCUCAGAGACUCUUCAUGAUCCUGUGGCUAAAAGGAGUCAUCUUCAAUGUCACAACUGUGGAUCUCAAGAGGAAACCAGCUGACCUGCAAGACCUUGCCCCAGGUACAAACCCACCUUUUAUGACCUUCAAUGGUGAAGUACUGGUGGAUGUUAACAAGAUCGAAGAAUUUCUUGAGGAAAGACUUGCACCACCACGGUAUCCAAAGUUGGCUUCCAAGCAUCCUGAAUCAAACACAGCAGGAAUAGAUGUAUUUGCCAAGUUUUCUGCCUAUAUCAAGAAUACUCGCAGAGAAGCCCAUGAUGGCUUGGAGAAGGCCCUGUUAAAAUCUCUGAAGAGACUGGACGAGUACUUGCAGUGUCCAUUGCCAGAAGAGCAUGAUGCCAAAAGCACUGCUAACCCAGGUCCAUCCACACGCAGCUUCCUGGAUGGACCAGACCUCAGUCUGGCAGACUGCAACCUGCUUCCCAAACUACAUGUCAUCAAGAUUGUUGCAAAAAAGUAUAGAGGCUUCCAGAUUCCGGCUGAAAUGGAAGGCAUCUGGCGGUAUCUGAACUCUGCCUACAAGAGAGAAGAGUUUACGAACACCUGCCCUGCAGAACGAGAGAUCGAGUUUGUCUACCUGGAUGUUGCCAAAAAGAUAAAAUAACAUAUAAAUAGAUAUAGAUUUGCAGUUUGUACUUUGGUGCAUACUUAUGUGUGUGUAUGUAUCUGAGAGACAUUGUAUAUUAUGGUUAGGCAUUUUCUGGAGGAAUUUUACAUAGAGUGUGAAAUUGCUGAUGUUUUUUUCUUCAGUCAAUGGCAGUACCCCAAAGAAAUGCAGUAGGAGAUGCACAGUAAUAGCACUAAUCAAUUCAUCUUGUAAGUUUCUCUCUAUUCCAAUGUCUCUCUGUUCCAAAGUUUUCAUGUAUGACACCAUGGCCUUGACCUCUGUGAAGAAAUAUUACUAUUUAAUUUGUAUAUUUGUUUUUUCUAUUUAUCAUAUGAUCUGUGGUUUACCCAUACUUUUUUAUGUAUCAUUUUUGGCAUUCAUUUGAUACACAACAAAAUUUAGUUUGACAUUGUCAUAAAUUAAUUUAUUGAUCUUGUUUGAUUUUGUCUCUUUUUUUUUUAAAUAUAUUGUUUCUUCUGAUUUUUUUUAAAUUAUAUAUAAAACCAGACAAUGUUUAUUUCCUUGUUGACUAUUUUGCAUCUGUACACCAAGCAUGUUAACAAUGUUUAAGCAAGUUUAUAAUGCUCUUCAAAUUCCUUAUGAAGCUUUGAAAGUGAGACUUUAAUUAAACUGAUUCUAAACAUUUUA
This is a messenger RNA of Electrophorus electricus (electric eel), 3279 nucleotides long. Its product is annotated as chloride intracellular channel protein 4. Lineage: Eukaryota; Metazoa; Chordata; Actinopteri; Gymnotiformes; Gymnotidae. The record is from RefSeq and is a predicted model, not a curated record.